AAUAGCUGUUUGUUGGAUUAUUCUAAGACAUUUUUCAGCGGGCACACAGCAAGACAGAAACACAAGCUGAGUCGAUCAUUGAUGCAAAUUCUAAAGAGCCGGCUGACAUCUGUCUCAAUUUCACAAGGAAUACAUGAAAAGAAAACUAAUGACAAUUAUGUUGCAUUAGAAAGUACCCGUGAACAAUAGGACUUUUAGAGAAAUUACCAACUACUCAAGAUCUCCGUAGUCCUCUAAUUCCGUGGUCCUAAUUCCCCCACUUUCUCUUCAAGUAUAAUGGUGUCACGUAACCAAAGCACGCGCGUAAAAGCCUGUUUAACUGUUUGUAACUUCUCUUCGAAUUCCACUGUCCUGGGUCCACGGAAGAGUUCGGUUUCUCUGGAGAUUUUUCCCUCCCAUGGUGACUCGCCUAGUGUUUGGUUUCCUCGCCUUGCUUGGCCUCCUGAUCGUCGCGGCUAAUGUCACCGUGUUUUUCCUGUUCUGGCGAAGGUCCUCUUUGCGUGUCAAGGCUAACUAUAUACUGGCCAGCUUGGCGUUCUCUGAUUGUAUGUCCGGCUUGCUGGCGAUUCCCCUGUUGAUAGCAUGCAGUUCCAUGAGCGUGUAUGAUGAGGUUGUAUGCGUAGGAAUGAGGUUUCUUGCUAUCUCGACUAUUCUCCACCUAACAACCGCAUUGCGGGAGCGUUAUUUCAAGAUCGUCAACUCGUUCAGACAUCGUAGCGUCGUUACAAAGUGCCGUGUGGUUAUAGUGGUGGUGCUUAUCUGGCUGUUGGCGCUAAUAAGCGCAUUAGCACAAACGACAUGGAGCAACCACCCAAGAGCGAGCGAGAUCUAUCUCACCUAUGACAUAACAGUGCUUGUUGUCCUUGUAGUUUUGCCGUUCAUUUCGAUCAUGGUGGCUUACACGAGUAUGUUUUUGAUAAUAAAGAGAGGAAAGAUGCGACGGAAGAAACUUUCCGGACACCAUGCCGUCUGUCUUCCUUCCUCGAACAAAAAAUACAAACAAAACGAGCGGAAAGCGGUCACUGUGUACUUCGUAAUGGCGCUGUGUUUUGCCGUUGGGUGGUUCCCAUACUUCGUUCUAACAAUCUUAGAUGACUUAAAAUUCGAAAUCGACAUUCCGUUCUGGCUUACCGUUAUGUUUCUCUAUUUGAAGUAUGCAACAUCAUUAGUGGAUCCUUUGCUUUUUACCUUCUUUAAGGAAGAUUUCCAGCGCGCGCUCAAAUCGCUUCGCCGUCGAUGAAUGGGUCUCGGACUUUCAGUUUACCCGAUUCUGUCUUCAAGACAACAAACACCAAGCGUCAUGACAAGAAAAUACUACUUAGCUCUUCACCAAGUAGCGAUCACAAGAAGGUAACAGUUUUGUAGUUCUUUGAACGCGAACGCACGCUCCGGAGCUCCGUACAAAGAAAAAAAAAACAGUCAGGUCCAGAAGAAUGUUUAUAAUACAAAUGCUAAAAUACAACCCCCUUUAAGGCGCAAUUCCGAGUUUAGAACAGUAUGAAGCGAUAAAAACAGAUAAAUAGUCGAUCGAUCGAGGGAAAAAUAAACCAAAACUGGUUAUCGAUCUAAUCGUAAAUAAUUGAUACAUAAUGAUUUACACGGAAUGCCUUGCACAGCGCUGGUUCUGAAGUGUGACAAUUUACAAACAAGAUGUCAUUGAUCCUUUAAAAAGAAAAAUGAUGCUAAAUUAUGCUAUCGCUAUUGUACUUUGCCUUCUAUGAUUCAUUAAACGUCUAAAAUUUAAA
This is a messenger RNA of Nematostella vectensis (starlet sea anemone), 1745 nucleotides long. Its product is annotated as 5-hydroxytryptamine receptor 4. Gene Ontology annotation, cellular component: membrane. Gene Ontology annotation, molecular function: G protein-coupled receptor activity. The transcript is spliced from 3 exons. NCBI's taxonomy places the organism in Eukaryota, Metazoa, Cnidaria, Anthozoa, Actiniaria, Edwardsiidae. Bases 398 to 1240 code for a protein of 280 amino acids. The record is from RefSeq and is a predicted model, not a curated record. Gene Ontology annotation, biological process: G protein-coupled receptor signaling pathway.